Poeciliopsis prolifica (blackstripe livebearer) is the source of this 904-nucleotide messenger RNA. Its product is annotated as gastrula zinc finger protein XlCGF49.1-like. Gene Ontology annotation, molecular function: DNA-binding transcription factor activity, RNA polymerase II-specific; RNA polymerase II cis-regulatory region sequence-specific DNA binding. Gene Ontology annotation, biological process: regulation of transcription by RNA polymerase II. The record is from RefSeq and is a predicted model, not a curated record. The transcript has a single exon. The coding region runs from base 111 to 719 and encodes 202 amino acids. NCBI's taxonomy places the organism in Eukaryota, Metazoa, Chordata, Actinopteri, Cyprinodontiformes, Poeciliidae.
CAAAAAAAAUUUAUUUAAACACUCACAUAAGGAUUCACACAGGUGAGAAGCCUUUUACAUGUAUUAGUUGUGAAAAACGUUUUACUGACAGAAGAAGUUUAACUUCUCACAUGUGGGUUCACACAGGGGAGAAGCCUUUCACCUGUAUGACUUGUAGAAAAGGUUUCACAUUGAAGAGUAGUUUAGAUAUUCACAUGAGAAUUCACACAGGUGAGAAGCCUUUCACAUGCACAACUUGUGAAAAACGUUUCUCACAGAAAUGUCAUUUAACUUGUCACAUGAGAAUUCACACAGGGGAGAAGCCUUUUACAUGUAUGACUUGUGGGAAAAGUUUCACUCUGAAAAGCAGUUUAAUGACUCACAUGAGAAUUCACACAAAUGAGAAGCCUUUCACAUGUGUGACUUGUGGAAAAAGUUUCAAUCAAAAAUGUAGUUUAGAUCUCCACUUGAGGACUCACAUAGGUGAGAAGCCUUUUCCAUGUAUGACUUGUGGCAAACGUUUCACUCAAAAAUGUAGUUUAGAUAUCCACUUGAGGAUUCACAGAGGUGAGAAGCCUUUUUCCUGUAUGACUUGUGGCAAAAGUUUCAUUCAAAAAUGUAGUUUAGAUAUCCACUUGAGGAUUCACACAGGGGAGAAGCCUUUUUCCUGUUUGAUUUGUGGCAAAGGUUUCUCUCAAAAACGUAGCUUAGAUAUCCACUUGAAGACUCAACAUGGGUGAGAAGUCUUUCACAUGAGUUAGUUGUGGAAGGAGUUUCACUCACGAAUGUAUGUCAACUUCCCACAUGAGGAUUCACACAGGUGAGAAGCCUCUCUCAUCUAUUACUUGUUUUAAAAGUUUCACUCAUAGAAAUAGUUUAUCAUUCAUAUGAGAAAUCACAGUGGUUAGACUGUUUAAUAUGAAAC